Molecule: messenger RNA, 17357 nt
Organism: Cinara cedri
Lineage: Eukaryota; Metazoa; Arthropoda; Insecta; Hemiptera; Aphididae
Source: the annotation of a GenBank genome assembly
AUGCGAUUCCACGUAAGUCCCUCGGUCAAAUAUUAUGGUGCCGAGUACACCGGUCACAGCGCCGACGAGUUUGGUCGAUUUUAUUAUACAAGCCGUGUAAACUACAAUUGCUAUCAAAUCGUUAUUCAGCAGCUAUAUUUUUUGUAACUCCGUGCAUAAUUUAAAUUGUUUGCCGUCCAAUUAUCUGUUUUUUUUUUUAAAUUUUAAUUCCUAAGUUUAUUGAAAAAAUAAAUGUCUAAAAUCGGUCCAUGUUCUUGUACAUUAUAGGUAUCUUUCGCUUUGCUCGCCGUGGUCGUGUGCUUCGCCGCCGCCGCCGCCGCCGAAGAUGUCAAAUCGUCGCAGUCGUCCGCUCAAUCCGCCAACGACCGGAGCAAACGCGGUCUGUUAGCCGCCCCGCUGGUGGCCGCCCCGUACGUAGCAGCACCGUACGCCGCAGCCCCGUACGUAGCUUCCCCGUACGCCGCCGCCCCGUACGUUGCCUCCCCGUACGCGGCCGCCCCUUACGCACUCGCUUCCCCGUACGCCUCUCCGUACGUCUCGUCGUACACCUCUUACCCGUACGUGGCCAAGACUUUGGCUUCCCCGUACACUUACUACCCGUGAACGAGCGAAGAUGGCCGAAUCCGUCAUUAACACCGUCGUCGUAAGAUAUCAGCUCUCUCAAUAAGCCACGUCUUACCGAAAUAAUUGUAAAAAAAAAAAUUGUCUAACCGCGAUUAGAAUGCACAUCUAUUCAAAAAUAUGUAAUAUUAUUUUGUUGACAUGUAAAUAAAAUUUCUAUUAUUCACAUAUCGUAUACAUUUUUGUUUUAUUUACUGCUAUACGUAGCUGCGUACUUGUAACCCGAUCACUGACAGAGACCAUCGAUUAGUCCAUAUAAUAAAAAACAAAAUACGUACCUAACCAAAAGCAAUAUGAUUUUAAAAACAUUUUUCUUUUAGUUGUAUUUUAAGUACUGUAAAAUUGUUAAAACACAUAUUUCUUUCAAUGUAUUGUAUACAUAACAUUGUAUACAUAAUAGGUACACAAUAUUAUUGUACACAAUGUAUCAAAUUGUUUGUACCAAUAAUAUUAAAGAGUAUUUUAAUGAAUAACAAUAUGCCGGGCAACGAAAAUCACUCAAAGAAGAGCACCUCGAUACAUGAUAUAAUUUUUAUAUUUAGUCGACACAAAAUACACGAUACAAGUAUCGGUGAUAUUUAAAUACAGUAUUUUAAAUUCCGAUAUAAAUAGUUCAUACGGUUUGGGCAUUAUUUCUCUUCAUUUUAAAUACAUGUCUAGUUAUCUUUCAGAGAAAUUAAUAUUUAGAAAACGAAAACACGCAACCAAAAAAACAACCAUUAGCUUUAGGUACUAAAUUGAAAAAAAAAAUUAAAUCUCUAGGUUUAAACUGUACAAGUAUUGAUGGGGGUAUCACAAUGAAGAAAAAUUACUUAAAUUUCUUAUUAUUAUUCGAGCCGAAAUUCGAGUGAGACAAAAAUAGUGACCAAAAUACGCAAUCGUAAGAAAUAACUAGGAUUUAAUGUAAUUAAUGUAAUUACAAAUACCAGUUAUAAAUUGCAAUGUUUACAUAUACCUAUACGAACAAAUUAUUAUGAAAUAAAAAUAAUCGGGACAAAUAUUACAAUAUCAUAGCCAAAAAAAUGUGUCAACCAAAAUUUAAAAUGUCUCAUAAUAGUUUUAAAGAAACGUCAGAAUCAUUUGAAUUUUCUAUCACGUUUAAAAAGUGCUAGUUUAAAUGUUCGAUGAAGAUCUCUGCAAUAUAUUUUAUCAAAUAAAAAUAUUGCGAAAGUAGAAUACAUUUAGUCAGUUAAUUUAUAUCUAUACGCUAUGUAAACUAUUGCUAAUAAAAAACUAUUCUGGGCGACAUUCGGUUAUACAUAUUUCGAAAUGUCGUCAUUUUUACGAUUUUCGUCAAAAUUUAAACACAUAAAUUUAAAUGCUUAUAAAAAAACUACUCCGUUACGUUUAACUUUUUUCCGCACUAAUUACAACUUAUGAACAACCUUGUCUUAAAUGAAUUUAUGUCGAAAUGUCACUAGCACAAAAAUGUCACAGCAUUAAAAUUAUUUAUUAUAAGCGUAUUACUGUGUGCGGAUAUCCCGUUGUCUCCAAAUACAAACAAUAAAAUAGUUAUCUAGUUAUCAGUUGGUUUUCAAUUUCAUUAGCGCAUAAAUGCGUUUACUGGUUUAUAUAAAAUCUGAUGACCCGACAAAUAAAAAGAAAUGUAAAGGCCAAUAAUUAGAGAUAUCGAAAUAUACAAAACAAAGAUAUGAAUUAAAAUUAAAAAAAAAAAAGGUUGGAUAAUUUCUAAUACCUGUAAAAUGUUAAAAAAUGGACAGACUAUUUUGAAGGUUUGACUUGAGAGGCUAAUCGCUAAUCAUUCAAACAAAAAUUAAUCCAAAUCAUAAAUUCUGAAACCGUUUACGGAGAAAACUUUCCUGUGAUUUCUUAGUCCCCUCCCGGGUUCUGGUAAAUUUGUGGUAAAAAAAAAAAAACAAAAACAGAAACAAAAAUCGAAUAAAUAAAAACUCAUGCCGUUAACGCCGUAAAUUUGUUUAGUUUGCCAUUACGGGGGUUUUUUUUUUCUAGGUUUCCCAAUUGUUAUGUAAAUUGCAACUAAUGCAACAAACAAGUUCUCUUGUCAUUUUUCGAUUGAAGCAAGAUAAUGAAACAAGAAAAGUUCUUCAAAGACAGAAUCUAAAAAUAAACACAUUUCAUAGUAAAAGCGAUUCGUACAAUAAAAUACAAAAUCGAUUUUAACAGGAACAUCGUUGUUGCGUAAAAUGAUUUAAUAUUCCCGGUUUUAUAAUCUGUCUUUUCGGUUUUCCCCGUUAUUAAGAAAACUAUAAAAAAAUGUUAAGUCAAAAAUUAACCCCUCACAAACACGUCGAAUUGACGAAAUUUUCUACCAGAAACCAUCUCUUAAGUUGACAACCGGUGCAAGAUUUCCGACGAAAAGCUUGUCCGCAGUAGGAGAAUCAUUCCCGCAUCACUAUAUACGGGAUACAGGCUGUCCCGCGAAGAUAUACCCCUUGAAUACCCCCGGAGAUAAUAAAAAUAAUCAAAUUCUGAUUAAAAAAAUUAAGUUUUUAUUUUAUUAUUUUCGGAAAAUUUUAAGAUAGUUUUUCUGUAGAGUUUAAUUUUUUGGAAAUUUUAACGCAUCACAAAUUUAUAUCUGAUGAAUAGUUUCUAAGUAACAGCCGUUUUAAAUUUUACUAAUCCGUGUGAAGAUCGGCGCGAUCUAGGGAACAAUCUAACCGCGUUACGCGAUAAUAAACUCUACAGAAUGGCUAUUUUCAAAUUUUCCGAAAAUAAUAAAAUGAAGAGUUCAUUUUUUACAAAAAAAAAAAAAAAAAUGGAAUUUAAAAAUAAAUAUUUGUAGUCCCUCGUCCCUAGUUUAAAAAAAAAACCAAACGCAUUCGCUCGGGAUCCGAAAACAAUGAAUAAACGAUCACGCCGGUCGUCGAUAAAAGUGAAACGCGUACUGCUAUCUUGUCCGCGCCCGAGUGGCGAAAGUCAUUACAAAAUCGAUCAGUUUUAAUACACAGACGUUUUAGUGUCCCGCGAUUUUACAACGUAUCGAUUAUCGGUUUUCGCGCGCGCCCGUCGCUCGUUUGGCAGCGUCGCCGGUUUCUCGGUGAAAACGUGCGGGCGGCCGCGUCGGCCGGGGCCAAACGGGCGCUACCCGGUCCGUCGCGUUUAUUCCGCGCGAGUUCCGCCGAUUCACCUUCGGCGGGCGGACGGGACGGGACGGGACGGGUCCGACGCGCGCUUUCAAACGCAAUGACGGCGAAACGGAACAGUCGCUGUCGUCUUUAUCACUGACGACGAUCGACGAAUAACAAAUCGCGCCCGUGCGGCGCGUGGCGGUCUAUUGAAUUGCGCUCGGGCAUUCGCGUGUUAAACGCGACACAACAGUGUGGCGGCCGCCCGUAAUACAAUUACGCGUGCCGGCUACUCCGAAUACGCGGUCGCCAACGUACGCGAAUCGGUUAAUCGAAAUUCGUUGGCAGGAUGCGAUGGUUUUUUUUUUUUUUUUUUGUCUCCGUAAUGUAAAUCGAAUUACAUUCUAUUCUGUUCCGCGCGACGCCGCGGCACCACGUAAUAUUUUCGUGUGGCCGGGUCUCCGAUUUCGUUCCAAAAAACCAAAAACCUUGACACGCCGGACACGCGGUCAAAUUUUUAGAUUCCGAACGGAACGAAGAAUGUAUUGGUUUUACAAUGAUGUUUAUUUUAUUUUUUUUUCUACGCGAACGCUCUUUCUACCGGAUAGCGUACUCCGACUAUCAAGUAUGGCGCAUUUUCUGAAAGGAAACGUACAUUAAAGGGGGUCAUUUUUUUUAAAUUCUCAUUAACAUUUGAGGGAACGGCCAAAAUCUGGUUCUUUAGGUUGAAAAAUAUUGAAAGAUUAAAAACAAGGUUUUCAGUGGCAACAAUUUUUAUUUAUUUUUUGUUAUGAUAAAGUUUUUAUUAUUUUAGAUAUUUUUAAACAAUCAUUUUUGUCAUAGAAACGCUCAUUGUUGUAAUAAUUUUACCAUAAUAUGACAUCAGUACAUAUAAAUUGUUGACAAAGCAACACUAUCAACUGAACUCCGCUCAGAAUAGUUUUUCGUUAGCAAUGGUUUAUCAUUGCUUAAAGAUAUAAAUUAUAUAACUGUAUGUAUCCCACCCUCCCAACUACCCACCUUCAAACAGUGGACGUACCAGACUUCAGUAUGAGCUCUUUUUCUUGCCCCCCCCCCCAAAAAAAAAAAUAAACGUGUAAAAUAUGUUUACAAUCGAAUUGGUUUUUUGUAGAACAUUGUUAAAAUAUGCAAAAAAAUUAUUAAAUUUCCUGUUUAAACUUUAGGGCCUCUAACCUAUAUUUGUAUCUCAGUCUACCGUAAAAUAGGAGUUGAGUUUUGACGGAUAAUCGUGAAAAGCUACAGUCUACCAAUCGAUAGAUUGAAGACCGGAAGACGAAAACGACUUGCAUAAUUUUGAUAUUAACAUUUUUCGUACUACUUACCGUGGUGGUCUCAGUACACCGUAUAGAUAAUAUACUUGUCAUCAGACGUCAUUAUAAAAAUAAAGAACCGACGAAAAUUAAUUAUAAUAAUAUUAAUUAUACAAUUAUAUCUGCAGACGAAUUUGUAAAGUUCAGUGUCUCUCCGGGGGUGAGCUAUUUAGACAAUCGUUUUAUUAAUAAUUAUUAUCGUUAAAUGACUUUUGUAAUAUAUUAUUUCUGUUUCUAUUAUUGCUUAUUCAGCCUCCUAUAGAAAUUGAAUAAUGGACGAAAUAUUAGAGCUUCGUCACAGCGAUGACAGCCAAAAUAUUAAUGAAAAUAAAAUUUAAAUUGCCCAUGACAACCGUUAAAACGGUAUUUAUUUUUUUUUUUUAUCCGUAUAUCCGAGGGAAGCCAACUAUCGAUGGGAAAAAAGUCCGAAAAUACCUGGACCGCGUCAACCAGUUUAUAGAAAUUGAAAUUUAAAUAUAAACGGACAUACUUCACACGAAGUAAAUGGUAACGGUUAUACAAAUACAUGUUUUAAAAAGCCGUAAUAUUUAAGAUUUGAAAAUAAUACAUUAUAUAAUAUAUACACAAAUAAUAAUACAUUUCGUAAAUUUUCCUACGUUUUUUUCCCGGGUUUUUCAUUUAUUAUGAAAACAUCUGUGAAAAUAAAAAAAUUACCUUCAUAAAGUGUCACCUCAGUCAGAUUUCUAGAACAAAAUUUCUGGUAAAAAAAUUGUUCAAAAAAAAAAAAAAAAAAUCAUUGUAAAAUCAAUACAUUCCUCGGCCAGCUCAGAAUCUAAAAUUUGCCGUGCCUCCACAGCAUAGGUAUAUAUACCAUUAGUAUACGUAUUCUACAGUUGUAAAGUCAAAUGAUAUAAAAGAUAAAUUAGUUUGUAUACAGUAUGUAUUUACCGUUUAAUACUUCGAGUCAGAAAACAAUUCUGAGCCGGCUAGUUGUCGUGGAAACUAUACAUGUUGUUAAUGUUGGGAAUUUAAAAAAAAAGACGGGAGGGAGGACGGGAUAGGCAUCUUGGUCAAAACUAACAACUUCAUCGUUACACUCAUCAUGAUCUAAAGUCCGAUUCAAAUGUGAUAUCAAUACAUUUUUCCGUUUAUACUUUCGGAAUCGCACAUCUUGGAGUGUCAUAUUAUAGUUUUUGUCGUACACUACACUCAAAACACAAACACUCCUUCGCGCGCGAACAAACACACAAAAAACAAUUUAUUUGAUUGCACUAGCUGAUUAAAUUUAUUAACCGCCAUAUAAAGUUUUAUUUAAAAAAAAAAAAAAAAAAUCACGCAUCUAUAACACCCGUUUAAUACUCGUUUAAUAAUACUCGUAUUAUGUUCUUAAAUAAUCGUUUCGUUCGGUUAUUACAUAUUUCAUCACGCGAUCAAACGUUAAUUAUAGUUGUUGGAGUAACUUAUGAAUAUAAUAUAUAAAUUGUUAAUGUUUGAUUUUACGUUAAACUGCCUACAAUACGUUAAAACCAUAACUGUAACGAGUUUAUCGAGGAAAAACAGUAAAAUUAUAUUGAUAAAUACCCGUUGACAUGUUAAUGUGAUAAUAAUAAAAACAAAUGUUGCACUUAACCGUUGUAACAUAAAUAACCGUAAUCGAUUUUUAUUUUUUUUCAAAAGCAUGCAUUUAUAUAUAAGUAUACAUAGUAUAUACAUUUAUAUUUAAAAAUAGGGACAAACUUCGCACCACGAGUGAACCACUGUUGUAAGUGAGAAGUUGGAAAGGCAGGAGAAUAGAGGAGAAAUAGAGGAUAAUUUAAUUUACAUCUGCAGUCAUAAACGACAAUAAAACCAUUGCUAACGAAAAACGAUUCGGAGCGGAAAUCUGUUAUACAUAUGUUUUAAAUUUAUUUAAAGAGCCGUAAUAUUUAAGAUUUUCGUAAAAAUUUAAUAUCCUCAUAAAAUGCAAUUUUAUAUUACACUCAGUUUUAAAUUUUUUUUUUUUUAACCACAGAGUACGUUUUAUAAAAAAAAAUUCACCGCAGGUUAUUGUAAACCUAUUAAAUUUCCAUGCAUUUCUAUUUAGUCUAACAAUUUUAUCCACGAAGUACCCGCUAGUUAAAACGUCUAUAAAUAGCUCAAAAAUGACUUGAAUGUUUUGAAAACUAUACCAAGUCUAAAAAUGGCAAUUGUAAGUUUUCGUCCAAAUGUCCAGUCUCAACGAAUUUGUUCAAAUGAAUGACAACAAAAAAAACAACAUUGAAAAAAAUAAAAGUAAAAUUUCGAACAUUUUCCCGUACUUUUUGCAUUUUUUUUCUGUUUUGCUUAAUUAUUAAAAAAAACUACAAAGAAAAUCAAAAAAACGACUCUCUUGUUCAUCAACUAGAUUACAAAAUUUACAAAAAAAGGUCUCUUGUCAUUUAUCUAUCGGAGUAAUAUUUAUGGUAGAAAACAUAAGCCGCAAAUAUUUAAAAUGAUGAAAUCUUGCCGUGGUUUGAAAAAAUCGUAUAUUUUGUCAUUUUUUGUUUUUACCAAUUAUUAUAAAAAAAAGUACUUAAGAUAUCAAAAAACAACUUUCUUUGUCAAUGGCUAUGUGUUAAUUUUUCGAUUGGAAUAAUAUUCCUGAUAGAAAACAUAAGUUGAACAUUUAAAAUAAUUAAACUGGGACACUACGUUGCCGUAAAUAUUAAUCAAUUUUUUCCGGUUUUUUGUAAUUAUUGUAGAAACUACUUGAAAAAUCGAAAAAUAGACUAUCUUAUUCCCCAGCUAGAUUGAAAAUUCAAUAACAAUGAUGUCAUGUCAUUUUUUUCUUGAAGCAAUAUUUCUGAUAGAAAACAUAUGUUACAAAACUAUAAAAUUAUGAAAUCGUUACGCCGCGGCGAUUUAUUACUACGUUUUUCCCAAUUAUUAUGAAAAUCGCUUGGCAAAUUAAAAAAUGACCUCUCUAAAGUACAAACUAAAUAAAAUUGUACACAUUAAGAAAGAAUAAUAAAUAAAUAUAAUUUUUAACCAAUACAUUACUUACUACACUCCGAUUCUAAAAUCUUUUUUUUGGUUUUAAACCAAAGCCGUUACACUGGAAAUAAACUGUCAACAAAAGAACGGUUCGAAAGACGUUCGGGAAUCGUUCGAUAGUCGGACAGAACACUCUUUUGUACCUAUCCGUUUAAAACAGUAAAAAAUGAUCGAUCUUAUAAAAAAUAUUCAAAACUAAACAACUAGGCGUCGUACAAAACACAAAACUAUAUUAUGCUCGCAGGAGAGCGUAACUAAACUUCGAGAAAUUAAAUCGUUAUGAUAAUUAUUAUUAUAAUAUUAUACGGUAGUACAUUAUUAUUAAUUUAAAAUGUAUUACGCGUGAAAUCGUACUUUUUGGAUAAUUAAAAAAUAAUGUUCGUUAAAACCUUGUUUUCGCUUGGUGCGCGUGAAAAUGGUCAAUGCGAUUCAGUACUUUUCAGUAGAGCAAAUAUAAACUUCAACUGAAAAAGCAAGAUCAGCGUUUCAACAUUUUUCUAUAAUUUAAGUACUGUGAGAUUUGAUGUUUAAAAUAAUUUUUAAAUUUCAACGUUCAAAAUUCCUUUUUUUAAAUUUUUUUUAUCAAUUUAAAAAAUAAAAUAAAAAGUUACUUGACAUAAUAUGAACAUUGUUUUAAAUUAUUUUUCAGUGACUUAACUUAAUUGAAACGAUAUUCAGGAAACGUGUAAUAUGAAUUAAUUUACCUUAACUUUUUUUACACGGUGCACUUGAAAAACGCCGUGUAGUUUAAGUCGUUGCUGCAAUAUGCGACAUAACUUAAAACACACGGAAAACUGGAAAAUAAUGACUUAUCUUAAAACACCAGGUUCGAUGGAGGAAAAUUUUCGUCAUUUUUUUUUUUUGUUGUAAAUAACUUAUUUAUCAUAAUUUGGUGAUUUAAAACUUUUUCGAAUUGUUAAAAUACUUCGAAUAUCAAUUUUUUUAUGCAAUCAUUUGCAUAUUAGUCAAAACUCGCGCUACCGAAAACCGAUGAAGGGAUAUAAUUGAAUAUGUACCGACUCCAAUGCGUUUUGGUCAGCGAUAAGUAAUACAUUAUACGAGAGUUGUAUAAAAUGAUAACCAGGUGAGAAAAUACCAGCCAAAAAAACUGUUAGUUUUUCCGGAUUAAAAAUUAAACUAUCGUGGAAUGACCAAAAUUCGAUAGUCUAAAUUUCCAAGUAUGGGGCUAUUACUCUCUCCCACGAGCCCCUCCAUCGCCGGCCCUGAACGAUUGCAAUCGUGCAAAAGUGAUCGUGAAACAAGCCAAACAAGUGAAUUUUGAACAAAACUAGGUGUACAAAUCAAAUGCGAUUAUAUUGUUCAUUGCGAAAUACGCAAUAAAAGGCAAACGAUAUCCGCGAGUUGCGUUUGUCCGAAAUUACGACGAAAUAUUAUACACGUUAAACUGGUCGCAUGUUGUCUGUGUGUGUUUGUCAACAACUGCGGUUGUGAUACGGACGAAAUGUAUUUGUCAUAUCUACCUGCCUACAUUAUAAUAACAAGAGUGAUAAUAAUAUUCCGUGUCCGUGCCUGCAUAAUAUUAUACAACGUUCGAGAAAUUUGGCAAACAAUGGCGGCCCGUCUGGAAGAUAAAAUUUCAAACGGCCUCUGUGACAUUUAUCUUGAUGUCACGAUAUCGUAAUAUAUCUUGGCACCGGCGUCCGUUUUGUAAUUGGACGCCCACACUAUCGGUAUUACGACGAACGUUUGUCGCGCGUGCAGAAUGGCGAAUCGGGCGUCACUAUGGGGCGACCGGACGGUAUAAAACGGACCCUCCGACCGGCGGUUAGCAUCACUCGUCGUCCGUCCGUCAUCCGCGGCCAUACAACAGUAACAUUUCGUCGACACCCGUUCGCCAGCGCACUCAACCGCACGAAAUCGCCAUGCAAUUCCAAGUAAGUACUCUUUUUUUUUUUUUCUUUUCUUUUGAUAAUUCGUCCGAAAUUUUCGUCUUUCGAAUCCAAACACGUUCUAUAAUAAUGUCUAAUAAUACGCUCUUGUACAUUAUAGGUAUCUUUCGCUUUGCUCGCCGUGGUCGUGUGCUUCGCCGCCGCCGCCGCCGCCGAAGAUGUCAAAUCGUCGCAGUCGUCCGCUCAAUCCGCCAACGACCGGAGCAAACGCGGUCUGUUAGCCGCCCCGCUGGUGGCCGCCCCGUACGUAGCAGCACCGUACGCCGCAGCCCCGUACGCCGCAGCCCCGUACGUAGCUUCCCCGUACGCCGCCGCCCCGUACGUUGCCUCCCCGUACGCGGCCGCCCCGUACGCACUCGCUUCCCCGUACGCCUCUCCGUACGUCUCGUCGUACACCUCUUACCCGUACGUGGCCAAGACUUUGGCUUCCCCGUACACUUACUACCCGUGAACGAGCGAAGAUGGCCGAAUCCGUCAUUAACACCGUCGUCGUAAGAUAUCAGCUCUCUCAAUAAGCCACGUCUUACCGAAAUAAUUGUAAAAAAAAAAAUUGUUUAACCGCGAUUAGAAUGCACAUCUAAAUAUGUAAUAUUAUUUUGUUUACAUGUAAAUAAAAGUUUAAUUCUUCACCGUAAACACACGUAUAUUUGUUUCUCAGCACCAAACUAUACCUUAUAUCCCGACCGCUUACCGAAAACUACAGACACCGGUAUAAAAAAAAAAAAAAAAAAACACAUAUGAUUACGAUAAAACAUACUUUGGUAUCUUACAUAUUACAUCGGGAUACCAUGUUAAGUUAAGAAGCGUUUUGAUAUGGUAUUGAAUAAUACGGGACACAAUAGUAUUUGUAGAUAAUUUUGUGUACAAAACAAAUUAUGAACACCCUAUAGUAUAUAUUAAAACGUCACAACUCUCCAAACAAAUAUUUUUCUUUUCGAAAUGUGUGAGUUUAAUCAAACCUUGAAAGAAAUUGAUCAAUAAUGCGUAUUUCUAUUUACAAUAUAGUUUAAGAAUUAUUAAUUUACUUAAUACACUAGAUAUACUUUAUAUACAGAGACCUCAAACUUAGGUUAUAAACUAGUAGGCAAGAUAUAUAGAAAAUAAAAUCCAACGAUUGUAUACCUAGCAAUUUCUCGAGAAAGGGACUAAAUAAAUAAUACAAAAUGUCACGGUCACUAUUCUAAAGCUAAAAGCCACAGCUGUAGGUGGAAGGUAUGAUAUAAAUGAUAAUUUAGUGCAUUAUAAUAAACGAAAAUUCAUUGCAAACGGAAAAUGGUUCUGAGUGAACAAAUUAAAAUUUGGUUCAACUUGUUUUAAUAAAGUUAAAUUGAAAAUUGUAUUGUCCUACCAAACAUGUGAUUAAGCCAUCAAGAGUAUAAGCUAACCCCAAACGACAAAUAUAUUGAUUUAUUUUUGAUGAUACAAAAGAAAAAAAAUAGUUCAAUGUACCUACUUAAUAUAAUAGGCAAAUUGCUAUAAUACGGUUUCAAAUAAAAAUGAAAUACACUUUUAUACCAAAACGUAUACGACCUGUAUUGUACUAUAAUAGUAAUGUUUUAUAAUGUAUAGUAUGUAAUAUUUAAUACAUAUAAUUACUUAAAUAUAAUCCAUUAAAAUAUUAACAUUUAAUGUUUUAUAAUAAAAACAAAAACUAUUGCCUAAAUUAAUAUUAAAUCUUUAUAAUGAUUAUAUUUGGAAAUACAAUAAAAUAUUGUUUUACAGUUUUAAUUUGUUUUUUUACUAAUUUGAAAAAUAUUUAAAAGAUUUAAAUUUUCCAUGUGGUAUUCUCAGAUUCUCUGCAGGUCAUAAUUUAACACAAAUGCAUAACUUUAUUCUCGCAAGAAAUAAUAAAAUAAUUACAUCAUUUUCCGUGUAUAGGUUUAAAAUUCGAAGGUAUUAGCAAGUGAAAAAGUUAAAAUUUUACUAAUUUUAACUUUUAACUUAGGUUAAAACGUUUGAUUAUGAUUUUUGGUUUGUUUUCGGUUUUCAAAAAUACCUCCAAUUUUAAAAAAAAGUAUCAACAUUUAUUUUACAUUUCAAUGACCACCUUAAUAGUCAGGUUUUUUCACUAAUUUACUGAUCGAUACCCAUUUAAAGGAAAACAGCCGUCCAGGCAAAAAUAUCGAAAUUACGUUUAACGGAUUUAAAUUUUAGAAAUGCAUUAUUAUUACCUUUAAAUUAAUUUAUAAAUUAAUUAAUUCUUUUGUAAAUAACUUUACAAAUAAAUAAAUACUUUAGGUUAUUUUUCAAAUAUUUUCAAAAAUAUAAUCAAAUUUGUAUGAUAUCCAUUAAUAAAUUUAAUUUUUAUUUCCAUCACAUUUUAUAAUGGAUUUUAAAUCCGUUUUCAAAAUUUAAAUCUGUCAAACAUUUUUCGUACACUUUUAUCUGGUUUUUAGGUUUUAAUUGACUUAAAAGUACACAGUCAUCAAUACUGAGAGAAAGAGGACGUUAUACCCGCAUCUAUUGUCUAAAUCCAACCUACCUGGUAACAUACAAAAACAAUGCUUAAGCAGAAUAAGUGAAACUAGCUUAAUUUUGAUUUUAGAGUAAAAGUACCAAUUAUGAAAUUUAUAGAGAACAAUAUUUUGGAGGGAAUUUCAUAAAUGGUUUUUGAAUUAUAAACUAUUAAAAAAGUUAGUUAUAAAAAAAAUAUAAGGGUUUUUGUAUCUUUUAUAACGAGUUGCAUAUUUUGAAUAAUAUAAAAACCCUAUGACCUUCCCUCUAAAAAGUUGUUCUAAAAAUUAAGUUAGUUUUACUUAUUCUGCGUAAGCAUUGUUUUUACAUCCGGUAGCUGGACUGAAACGGAAGAUGCGGGCAUAACGUCCUCUUAAUUUAACUUUUCCCUAAAUAAUUAACUUAAUAAAAAUGAUGAGUUAUUAAAUUAUGCUAUUUCAAGUUAAUUUCAAUAAUGAUUGUAAUUAUUUUAAUUCUUAUUUUUAACAUAGUAUUCAUUUAGAAUCUGUACAACAAUUGAAUAGCUGGUACCAUCGCAUAAAUAAUAUAAUAUAUAUUAUUUUUACUCAAUAGGGUACAUUAUGGUGUUCCGAAUUGAAAAUAAGUACCUGCUAUAAUUUUCAUAUUCCCCUUGUGAUAAACUACAUUGAUUAUCCUUGUUUUCAAAAAAUAUGCAUCGAAUCUAAAAAUAUAUUGUAAACGUUGUCAAAAUCGUUACGUGUAUUUAAAUAAAAUAAAAUAGCAAACAAUUCAAAAAUUGUUCUUCGUUAUAAAAGAAAAAAAAGAUACGGACAUACUUCCCACGGCGGGCCACUGUAGUAGAUGAGAAGUUGGGAAGGUAGAGGGGAAAUUUAAUGUAUAUCUGUACGCUAUAAUUAACCAUUACUAGCAAAAAACGAUUCUGAGCGGAGUUCUGUUAAUAAUGUUGCUUUUUCAUCAAUAUAAUAUACGUCAUAUUAUGGUAAAAUAAUUACACGUGCAUUAUAUAUUUUCUUCAAUAAUAUUUGUUUAAUAUUGUACCUAUUUUCCCGGUUUUUCCCAUUUAUUAUAAAAACAGCUGGGAAAAACAAAACAUGACCUCUUUAAAGUACCACCCCAGUCGGAUGUUUUUUCAGAAAAAGUGCUAUAAGUAAUUGAAAAUCGGAACAAAAUUUCUGGUAAAAAAGUUGUUCACAGAUUAUAAAAACUAAUUCAUUCCUCGCUUCACUCAGAAUCUGAAAACAGUAAUAAAAUAUAACCUAAAACAGUGCUGGUCUUCAAGGUAACUCUUAUGGAUCCAAUAUAAAAGUUUGCUGUUAAUAUGUUAUUUAAAUGAGUACUGCGUGUAUGCAGUAUAAUUUGUAUUAUUUGGCAACGCUGCGUGGAAGUAAAAAUUAUGUAGCACGCCCAAUCAUACGUCUAAAAGGGUAUCGCCGAUAAGGACCGCGCGCGAUCGCGCUCCACCGGAAAAACUGUCAUAUCCCGAAGAGCGUUCCAAUUUCGAUAAUUAUGUAUAACCUUGUUGGAAAAAGGAAUACUUUCUAUGGAACGUAUUAGAACUCCGUUUUUAAAUAUUUACAUCUCAAACUACAUAUAUUACGUCUUUUUAAAAAAGAAUGAUUGGAAAAUAUUAUGUUAGCAACGAUUUAUCCCGAUAACGUUCACGCAUUUCUCUCCGUAAAAACGACGAAUUCAUUUCCCCGAAAUGGGUAUCGUGGAGUAGAUUGGCAGAAAGUUCUAUAUACAAGGCGUAUUUAUGAUGCACAUUAAAACGUUAAAAAUAAAUAUGUUAAUAUUUUUGAAAAUUGUAGGUAGCCCGGAAAACCGGUGAAAAUCUGGUCACUUAACGUUCCCAGCCCAGUAAAAUUGUAUAAACUGAAUCCAUAUAAUAAUACCUUCGUAUUAUAGGCCUUGUUAUACUAUUACGAAAUAUUGACAUUUCGAAUAGAAUUUACAUAGAAUUGAGAGAUUUUAAUAUGAUCUACCACGACGUCCUGCACAAUAGCCAUUAGGAAUUCUUAAAGCGUAUUUUAAGGUAUGCAAUAGGUCGUAUGUUACAAUAUAGUUUAUUAGUUAUUUUAUUUAAGUAUAUUAAUAUUAUUACGGCAAUGACCUUGCGAUACGAUUCCUCACGUCCUGUUUUCACUUGAACAAUCGUUAACUGUACAAGUUCUUAUAUUGUAUUGUACGAAAUAUUUCUAUAAUAAAAUUAAAAUGUAUUAUCUAUUACGUUUUGAACUUAUUUGGACAAGGCCGUUUGUGUAAAAUAAAAUAAUAUAGUUCAUACAAAUAUCAAAUGCACACAAAUAUGAAAUGUUAUUGACGUGUUAAUAAUAUCGUGAAACCGUCACGUAGGUACCUAACUGGUUAAAAACAGAUAAUUUCACAGAAAUUAAAACAUUAUGCAUUUUUUAUGUAAUUUCGACUGCUAACGCCCGCAUGAAUAAGUACAUAGUAUGGCAAAAACUACGUUUUCAAAUUUGUAAAAAUACUUGAAAACGUAAUAAAUGAUUCGAAAAUAAAUAUUUUUAAAUAGAUCUAUUUCUAAACGUCUUCCAUUUUUGAUAACAUAAAUUCCUUCCCACUUCAUAUAGAUUUAGGACGGUCUCAAGAGAGGUGUAGUUGAAAAUAUGCUGGUGUUUUAAUAAAAUCAAAGUAAAUAAAUCGAGUUUAAUGUUCGAUCAAAUUUAAAAAAGAUAGCCAUACUUCGCACGUGGGUGCAGCCACUGUUGUAAGUGGAAAGUUGGGAAGGUAAGAUACAGACGGGAAUUUAAUGCAUAUCUGUAUGCAACGAUAAACCAUUGCUAACGAAAAAACGAUUUUGAGCGGAGUUUAAUUGAUAAUGUUGCUAUGUUAACAAUAUAAUAUAUGCCAUAUUAUCGUAAAAUAAUUACAUAUGCGUUAAACAUUUACUUUAAUAAUAUUUGUUUAAUAUUGUAAUUACCCAUUUUGCCGUUCUCCCGUUUUUUCUCCGUUUAUUUUUGACUUUUCUAAUAUAUCGAGAAAACUCCUGAGAAAAACAAAAAAACCACCUACUUACUUAAUGUACCUCCCCAGUCAAAUUUCCUUUAGUAAAAAGUACUACACUUGUAAAUCGGAGCAAUAUUUCUAGUAUAACAGUUUUUCGCAGUUAAAAAAAAAAAAAAUACAAAUAAACAUCAUUAUGAAACCAUAAACUUCUUCGCUCCAUUCAGAAUCUAAAAUUAUCUUAAAUAUUUUUUCGUUCAAACAUGUCGCUGUUAGAGCUCAAGUUAAAUGUAACUUUUUGAGGCACACUUUUCUUACACAUUCCAAUCUCGUUAUUUCAUUGGAAUGAUGGCACGCGCGAACUGCGAACUGCUGUUUUUUAGAUUAAGAAGUGGAGCGAAAAAGAUUAUGAUUUCACAAUGGUGUUUAUUAUUAUUUUUUUUUUUUUCUGCGAAAAAAAUUUCUACCCGAAGUUUUACAAGUGUAGCAAUUUUUCUGAAAGGAAGUUUUACUGGGGAGGUACAUUAAGCAGGUGGUUUUUGAUUUUCUCAAGAGUUUUCUCGGUAUAUUAGCCAAAACAUAAACGGAGAAAAAACGGGAGAACAGUAAAAUAGGUGUUAAAUGUUAAACAAAUAUUAUUUAAGUAAAAUUCGAAAGUGGCAGGGCUGACGAAACGGAGCUAAUGUUUAAUGCACACAUAAUUAUUUUACCACAAUACGGCGUGCAUACUGUUGACGAAGCAACACAACCAACCGAACUGCGCUCAGAAUCGUUUUUUUCGUUAACGGUGGUUUAUCGUUGAAUUACAUUAAAUUACUUAUAACAGUAGCUGCACCCCAUUAUCCAAGGUCGUCUUUUUUUUUUUUUUUUUAUUUCGUUUGUACGUUAUUUAAUAAUAAUUUUUUCCGUCCGAUUAUCAUCACUCCGAUCGCUCACACUCACCAUACUCCGUCAUUGUCCAGGCCGUACGUGAAAAAAAAAAAAAAAAAAACCUAAUAUCUCAGCCGCUAUGUAGUCGUAUGCGUGUGUGCCGUGUAAAACGUCGUAUACGCGCGAAUCACGGACCCUGGUAUGUACACAUAACGAAUAGGAGUACCUGGUCAUAUUUCAUUGCGCAAUCGCGAUCGCGUUAUACGCAAUAUAUUAUAGUAAUGCGAUCGCGAUGGCGUUCAGCUGUUUUGGCAUUGUCGACGGCGGUAUUGUAAUGGAUUUUCGAUGCGCGGAGAAUAACGAAUUCGGGCGUCGGUCAACCGGACCGGCCGUAUAUAAGGGGGCUGACGGCCGGCAACCGAGCAUCAGUCGUCAACCGUCCGUUUUCGUUCGCUAACACAAAUCGAAAACCCGUCAAAACCGCCGCCGCCGCCGUCACCAUGAAAUUCCAAGUAAGUGUACCGCCCGCCAACGCCCGCGACCGUUGAACGGAGACGGCGGUCCCGAGCGAAUAUUAUUAAUAUUUCCGAACAGUCAAUGCGCGUUUCCGACCGCGUCGACGGACGCCGCCGACGCCGCCGAACGUAAUUUUCACUCGUCUUUUGCGAUUUUUCGACGGUCAUUCGCGACGCACUGUUGCACAUUGCCAUCGCUCGAUUGUUCAAUAGGAUAUUAUCCGCGCGCCGUAAAAAACCCGUUGUCUUACCAGCAGACACUCGCGGUUCUCAUUCCGUCUUGGCUCCCGGCGCGAUUGUAAACAUUUAAUUUGAUGUUUUUCGUUUCAGGUGUCAUUCAUCCUGCUCGCUCUGGCCGCGUGCUUCGUCGCCGCCGCCGAAGAAGCCAAGCCCGCGGCCGCCGCCGCCGCCACCAAGUCCGCCGCCGACCGAAGCAAACGCGGCCUGUACGCUCCGCUCGUCACUUCACCGUACGCCCCGGCAUACGCACCGUACGCGGCCCCGUACGCAGCCUCGUACGCCGCCCCGUACGUGGCCGCCCCGUACGCCGCCCCGUACGCCGCCCCGUACGCCGCCCCGUACGCGGCUGCCCCGUACGCUGUCGCCGCCCCGUACACUUCUUCGUACGUGUCUUCGUACACAGCUUACCCCUCGUACACCGGUUACGCUUCCCCGUAUGGAUUCUACUGA